CCCGUCGGCCCCACAGCAGCACCCAGGCCUCCCUCCCUGCCGCCCGGCCCGGGCUCUCCCGCUGCCGAGGGCACCUCAUGGAAAAUAAAUAAAUUAAUUCCCCCACUCGCACCCGCGGCAGGGAGAGGAGCCGGCGGCGGCCGCGAGAUUAGAUCCAGCCCGAGCUAGAGACCAGCCUAGUUGGCGAAGAGAUAGAGACCAAAAAAUGCCACCAGCAACAGGAGCGCCAGAUUACCCGCCUCCUGAUGGAGGCUGGGGAUGGGUUGUGGUCUUUGGGGCUUUUAUUUCCAUUGGAUUUUCCUAUGCAUUCCCCAAAGCCAUCACGGUGUUCUUCAAAGAAAUACAAGAAAUCUUCCACACAUCUUAUAGUGAGAUAGCUUGGAUAUCAUCGAUAAUGUUGGCUGUCAUGUAUGCAGGAGGUCCCAUAAGCAGCAUUUUGGUGAAUAAGUAUGGUAGCCGGCCUGUGAUGAUAGCAGGUGGUAUCCUGUGUUCAUUUGGAAUGAUUGCAAGCUCUUUCUGCAAUAGCGUCCUUGAACUAUAUAUAUGUAUUGGUGUGGUUGGAGGUCUGGGUUUAGCAUUCAACUUACAGCCUGCCUUAACCAUGAUUGGCAAGUAUUUCUAUAAGAAGCGUCCCAUUGCUAAUGGAUUGGCCAUGGCUGGAAGUCCAGUGUUUCUGAGCACAUUGGCACCUCUCAAUCAAUUCCUCUUUAAUGCUUUUGGCUGGAAAGGAAGCUUUCUUAUUCUGGGAGGACUUCUUUUGAACUGCUGUGUGGCUGGGUCGCUUAUGAGACCUGUUGGACCGAAAAAAGUCCCGACUGUGAAAAAAGAUGUUGAAAAAGGCACAGGAGAUUCUGCCUUGCACAAAAACAACAAGAAGUCUUGUUGGCAAACUAUGAAUAAGUAUCUAGAUCUGUCCCUCUUCAAACACAGAGGGUUUCUGAUCUAUUUGUCAGGAAAUGUCAUUAUGUUUAUUGGUUUCUUUGCUCCAAUAGUGUUCUUGGCUCCUUAUGCCAAGCACAAGGGAAUUGAUGAAUAUUCUGCUGCUUUUUUGCUAUCUAUCUUAGCCUUUGUAGACAUGUUUGCUAGGCCUUCAAUGGGACUCGUGGCAAACUCCAGGUUUAUCCGGCCAAAGAUUCAGUAUUUUUUUAGUUUUGCUGUCUUGUACAAUGGGGUCUGUCAUAUCUUGUGCCCUCUGGCAAAAAAUUACACUGGCUUGGUGAUAUAUGCUGUAUUUUUUGGGUUUGCAUUUGGAAUGGUUAGCAGCGUUCUUUUUGAGACAUUGAUGGACCUCGUUGGGGCUGCCAGAUUUUCCAGUGCGGUUGGACUUGUCACCAUUGUGGAAUGUUGUCCUGUGCUCAUAGGCCCUCCUCUAGGAGGUUGGUUAGUAGAUGUUACUGGUGAAUAUCAGUACAUGUAUUUUGUCUGCGGAGUGAUUGUGACUGUGGCCAGUAUCUGGUUGUUCAUUGGCAAUGCCAUCAACUACAGGCUUUUGGCAAAAGAAAAGAAACUAGAAGAUGAGAAGCAAAAAGCUCAGAAGAAUGCUGACUCAAAGGAAGUGGAACCAUUAACAAAUAACGAGAAUGAAGAUGCUUCCAGCAGAGCCGACAAAGCUCUUGAAGAUCCCUCAGAAAGAGAAACCAAUAUUUAAUCUGCAUUAUAGCUCAGAAGGCAAUAUUUAUGACUUCCAUUAGGAAUCAAGACACAGGCCAAGUUUUGUGGUAAUAAUGAUCAGUCACAAUAUUGGAUGGGAACAGAUUUUGCCCUAUGGCAAAACUCUAAGUUAAAUUUCUAUCUACAGUUUAUUUAUUUCAGCGAUACAAAAUUAAGAUUACAGAGGUAGUGAUUCCAUGCAAAGGAAUCCAUCAGACUUUGACUCUGGACAAUCAAGAGUCAGGUAAACCAGACUAUAAAGCCUUCCAAUGACAAACAUUUUUGUUUCAAAUGUAUAUCUACUACAAAAGUAUCUUCUACUCUUAUUUGGGAAGAUACUUGCAGUCAUCCUUAAAGUAUGGUUAAAGUCAGUUGAAAUAAUCUGCCCAAACUCUACUUACCACUAAUAUUAAAGAGAAUAUAAGUUCAAAGAUUUUUUUCAAAAGAGGCAGAGUACCUGACUGAAAGCACACAGAAACUCUUUUUGUAUUUUGUAUUCCCACUAGAUAAAAAAUACAUUUCUGUAUAAACAAUUAUAAUGUGGAUGUAAAAGUUAGGGGUAGAAGAUGAACAACUAGUGGGCACCAUCUCUAAAAUACAAUAAACAGCUGAUUUAUAAUAUAUUCCAGAAGUAGUUUCCUCCUGUGAUAGCUGACUACAUUGUACUUCAACAUACGCAUUUGAACACAAAGUACAUUCAGAUCUCACUAAUUCAAACUAAGCUAAAAUCUCCCUGUACAUAAAAGAUUUAAACCCAAGAUUUGCAUUGCUAACAAGUGUGGCAAUUAGUUUGAUUAUGCAUUCCUAUGUGGCUGAAUGAUCUGGAUCAGACUGUGAAGCCUUUUUCCUAAAGGGACUAGAUUCAGAAUCUGCUGAAGUUAAAAGGAUACUAACCCUUGGCUUUUGUGGCCCAAAACAGUUUUGUUGCAAUGACUUCAAAGUAAAUGCUUGGCUUUAUUGGCAAGUCACUAGUUAUUUGAUGGUUUCCUGAGAGGAGAUUUAAGGUCUAACUUCAGGUCUUUGCAGAUAGGUAUCUUCCUACCAGUUCCCUUUCGCAUGAAUUUAGUGAAAAGCUGCUGCUUUUUUUUUGUAAUGCUGCUUUGAGCAAAAAUGCUGCAAGGCAUCUUGACAAUGCCAAUCUAGAAGCUUUGGGAAGGAAGCUUUGUCUGGGAGCUUUGACAUAUCAGUUCUGUGCAGAAUAUUUAGUCUUGUGUGUACAAUUUCACACAGAUACUCAUAUAAAUUAAAAUGUACACAAUUGUCCUCCUCCUUUAGACAAAAAAAAGCAUAAGUCUACAGUUUUACCUUACAGAAAUCAUUUAGCAUUGCAUUUGAAAGCUAAAAGUGCAAGCUUCUGAAGGUAAUAAAUGAAAAUAUUUCUGUUGUAUUUCUAGGUAAGGAAAAGUGCUAUUUGUUUUGGAGAGAUGCAUAUAAAUGCCUCAGAAAUUGUGAAAAUUAAGGAUCUGAUUCAUAAAACAUUUAUGCACUGUUUAUGCAGGAUAAACUUACAUUGAAUUCCAGGAAAAGAAUAUCAUUCCUUUUAGCCCUUUUCUAAGUCUCAAAAAGUUGGAAAUAUAGUGCACAGCUGUGGUAAACACACUUUAAAGUGCCAAUAACAAAAGAAAAAAAUUAUUAGUAAAAUUUAGCAGAGUG
Messenger RNA from Manacus vitellinus (golden-collared manakin), 3303 nucleotides. RefSeq names its product solute carrier family 16 member 7 (gene SLC16A7). Bases 206 to 1648 code for a protein of 480 amino acids. Gene Ontology annotation, molecular function: monocarboxylic acid transmembrane transporter activity. Gene Ontology annotation, cellular component: membrane. Lineage: Eukaryota; Metazoa; Chordata; Aves; Passeriformes; Pipridae. The record is from RefSeq and is a predicted model, not a curated record. Gene Ontology annotation, biological process: monocarboxylic acid transport; transmembrane transport. The transcript has 5 exons.